Molecule: messenger RNA, 898 nt
Organism: Abrus precatorius (Indian licorice)
Lineage: Eukaryota; Viridiplantae; Streptophyta; Magnoliopsida; Fabales; Fabaceae
Product: dormancy-associated protein 1
Exons: 3
Coding region: 65-415 (116 amino acids)
Source: RefSeq, a predicted model, not a curated record
UACACUCUACACAUUAACGUUUAGAAUCCUCAUUAGUUUUCGUCAAGAAAGCAAAACUUCCAAGAUGGUUCUCUUAGAGAAGCUUUGGGAUGAUGUUGUAGCUGGCCCUCAACCUGAACGUGGCCUUGGCAAGCUCAGGAAGCUCACAACCAACGUUAAAACUGAAGGAGAAGGUAGCAAGUAUCAAAGGACCUUGUCGAUGCCGUCGACACCGACAACCCCGGUGACUCCGACGACCCCAACAACACCUGGGUCGGCGCGUAAAGCUGACAACGUUUGGAGGAGCGUGUUCCAUCCUGGGAGCAACUCGGCCACAAAGAGCAUUGGGGCUGAAAUGUUUGACAAACCACUGCCCAACACUCCCACUGUCUAUGAUUGGCUUUACAGCGGAGAGACGAGGAGCAAGCACCGCUGAGGUGACAGCGAAGCCCGUGGGUUGCAUGUAAAUAGUGUCCUCUUUCGUUGAGAGGCUGCCACGUGUUUGCAUCUACCAUUACCUGUCGUGACUUAAUUGGUCUGUUACUGACUGAAAUAUUAGUAGCGUGGUUGGUUUCUGGGAGCAAGUUAAUGUAAAAUGCUUAAUAAUUAUUAGUAUGCUUUGUUUGUACUUAAGUUUUGUUAGCCAGAUUUGCCCUGUAACUAUGGCGAUGGCUUGAUCUCUCUGUUUUGGUAAGUGAUGGAUUUAUUAAAAUAAAUGGAAGUGUGUCGAUGCCUCUUAUUUCUAUGAUUGUAAUUAUCUAGUGUGAUCAAGUGAAAAACUUAAAUUGGUAAUUUUAUAUUGGGAUUUGAUUUGGCUAAGCAUCAUAGAAUAUUUAAUCAAUGUGAUAAGUAUAAAGUAUCAUCUUUUAUGGAUUCCCACUGUCUUCUCAUAAUAAUUCAUUUGUAAUGUUUACAUUGC